Messenger RNA from Malaclemys terrapin pileata, 1363 nucleotides. Its product is annotated as CMP-N-acetylneuraminate-beta-galactosamide-alpha-2,3-sialyltransferase 4-like. The record is from RefSeq and is a predicted model, not a curated record. The coding region runs from base 92 to 1171 and encodes 359 amino acids. Gene Ontology annotation, molecular function: sialyltransferase activity. Gene Ontology annotation, biological process: glycolipid biosynthetic process. NCBI's taxonomy places the organism in Eukaryota, Metazoa, Chordata, Testudines, Emydidae. The transcript is spliced from 11 exons.
AAUUGUCAGCCGAUGGCUGGACGGGUGGGUUUGUGGGAAACAGACCCGGCUCUAGUGCAAACUCCAGGCCGGGAAUUCAGGAGCCGCCAAUAUGAAUCUUGAGGGACUCCUGUGCUCCAAAUCGCAGUGCAGAUUUGCCUGGGUCUUUCUCAAGAAGCUGUGGAAAGUGCUGAUGCUUCUCCUGAGUGUGGUGCUCAGUGUGCGAGUUGUCCAGUACUGCGGGAGGAUGAUGCCUGACGUUCCCUUUGAGAAGGACAUCAACAUUUGCAGGAAGCGCUUUGCAUGGAGAAAGCCCAUUCUUGGCAGGUUCGAGCCUGACUGGAAACCUUUCCUGACCAGCAAGGAGUUAUUCUGGCAGGAGGACACCCCUGCCAGGAGACAACUAAACGACCUUCUCCACUUCCACAGGCUUCCCUUCGGACUGAAUAGCUCGGUUCUCCAUGCGUUCCACACGUUACAGCUCCUCCCGCAGCAUGGGAUGCCAAAAUCCAUUGAGCGUCUUCGGUGCCGAAGGUGCGUCGUGGUCGGCAACAGUAACUCCAUUCGUGGACGAGGCCUCGGGGCAGUGAUUGACUCGCACAACAUUGUCAUCAGGUUAAACAAUGCUCCCGUGAAAGAGCACGAGGAAGAUGUGGGUGAGAAAACCAGCAUCCGGCUCUUCUUCCCCGAGUCUGCGCUGCCCAACCCUCUGGAUAACAACGACAGUGAAACGCUGAUGGUGCUCAUUGCGUUCAAGAGCCUGGAUUUUACCUGGGUGAAGGAGAUGCUGCUGCAGACAAGGAAUAAGACCGUAGAGGGGUUUUGGCGCAGGCCGCCCAGUGAAUGGAAGUGGAAUGCCUCUCACCUGCGGAUUCUGCACCCUUACGUCACCUACGAAGCAACAUACAAAUUGCUUCAGCUGAAGAAGACGGGCGGGAAAUAUUCCACCACUGGAAUCAUCGCUUUGAACUUAGCUCUCCAUAUCUGCCACGAGGUUAACAUCAUAGGAUUUGGGUACCCUGACAAGGAUGACAAUACCACGCCAGUACACUACUAUGACACGGAGCAUCUGAGCCAGGGCCUGUUUAUGACGCACAACAUCAGCGCGGAGCAGGCGUGGCUGCUGAAAAUGAUGGAGCGGGGGAUGAUUUCCAACUUGAUGCGCCCUUCCUCCUGGUCCUGGGGCCCCUGAGUGGGGGCGACGCUGUGCGAUGUUCCAGGAGCUGUUGUUCCAUGCACCAGUGUUGGGCCACCGUUGGCCUUUAUUCUUUGUUGUUGUUCUGAACUGUAUCGGACAGGGCAGGCGUUAUCCUGUUCUGUACCUGGUGGGCAAUAAGCCAUGGUCCUUCGGUGUUUGACUGCAGGGCCUUUGCCUUGAUGGCCU